ACUGGGGUGACCAUCAUAAAAUCUCUAACCCAUUCAUUCGGUGACCCAAUUUUACAGCUCAAAAAGGACAACGCUUCGCAGAAGUAGGAGACUGUAGGAGUGAUUGAAAAUCUCAACUCGCCAAGCUACUGAAACGAACUCAACACAAUCUCACUCCUCAAAUCAAACUCAGUAGCGACCUCGAUUCAUCCAACCCUCGCUAUGAAGAAGACGCUAUGGUUCCGUCAAACCCACACUACCUUGACACUAUCCCCUACCAUUCGCGCAGCAGUUACCGGCAUUGCCACCAUAGCUGCCGUCGGCAUCAUAUUCGUUCUAAAAGAUACCAAAUCGUCUAAACCAAUUGCAUCCUUAGUUCAAUCUAACAACGCUUCCGAAAAACCGCUUUCGAUUCCCGGCUUGCAGAACCUCGGGAACAAUUGUUUCCUCAACGUCGUUUUGCAGGCUCUUGCUAGCUGUGUUUGCUUUCAGAGUUUUCUUGAUAGUGUUCUUGCAGAAUUUGAGAAUGAUGAACCGCUCGGUGAAAACAUGCCUCUUGUCUUUUCUUUGGAUUCUUUAUUACAAGAGCUGAGCUCGGUUAGUACAGAAAAUGUUGUAUUGAGUCCGACAAAUUUAAUGCGUGCUAUGUCCAGCUAUAUUCCAGAUUUUGAUCUGACGAGCCAGCAGGAUGCUGCUGAGGCGUUUGUUCAUCUACUGUGCUCUUUGAGAGAAGAAUCUGGAGGUUGUUAUGCUCCAAAGAUAAGUUCUUUAGCAGACAUUUUUGGUUCUAAUAAUAGAAUUCUUACUCCAAUACAGACGGAUUGGCAGAGUGAGCCAGAGAGAUGGCACCGCCUCUAUCUUGGACCCUUUGACGGGAUUCUUUGUAGCAGCUUAACUUGUCAAAGUUGCUCGUCCCAGAUCUCAAAUAAAUUUGAAAAUUUUGAUUGUUUGCCUCUUUCGCCCGUGCUUAGUAAUAGUUACACUAUAAGAGUUGGUUGUACACUGAUGGAUUGCCUGAAGCAGUUCAUUGUAGCUGAGCACAUUGAAAACUACCACUGCAACCACUGUUGGCAUAAGGCUGCAAUUAAGUAUCUUUCCUUGAUGGAAGGAGACAAGGUAGAACUUGGAAAACUGAGCAGAUGCUCUGACCAAGAAUUCUGCGAUUGCCAAAAAACAUAUAAUCUUGAAAAUCUACCGUGGUCAAAUAGGUUUACACAUGCUUUGAAGCAGCUAAAUAUUGCUCGGUGUCCAAGGAUUUUAUGCAUCCAGCUGAAAAGAGCUCACAUGAUUGAUCUUGGAGAGUCAUUCAAACUCCAGGGCCAUAUUUCAUUUCCAUUGAUUUUGGAUAUGUCCUCAUUCAUGACAACUAGACUAGGAGUAAAUAUACAGGAAAAUGUACAAAGUCCACCAUUAAAUAUGCAGUAUAACAAAAAAAGUUCUUUGCCAAACCAUAGCAAUGUGCAUUCUGAGAUUAGAAUGAUUAAAUCCAGUGGCAUUUAUGGAGAAGAAAAAGAGCAGAUUGAUGCAGAUACUCUUAUUGGUGAUGCAGAUACUCUUAGUAGUAGACAGGAACUUGACGAACUUCCGUGUUCUAGUUCUUCAGAAAGCCUUCACUCAAAAUCACAGUUGCAAUCCAUUGACAAGCUCGAUGUUGCUUGUAAUUCAGUUUCUCAAGACACAUGUUUGUAUCAACUUGUUUCUGUUGUGGAACACUUUGGAAAAACUGGAGGAGGGCAUUACAGUGUUUACAGAUGUGUGAGAUCCGAGUCCUCAGACGUCUUUGGUGAUUGCUUCAAUCAAAACUCAACGCACUGGUUUCGUGUUUCAGAUUCUCACGUGGAUGCUGUUUCAGUGGACGAGGUUCUUUCUGCUGAGGCCAGCUUGCUAUUCUAUGAGACAAUUCCAAAUAACUGAAAAUUAAUUCUUCUGUAUUGUUUAGGGAAGUUUUGGGUGAAGGAAAUGCAUUGUCUAUAUGUUCUUAGUUAGAGGAGUCUAUAGUGUGGCGUUGUAACACGACCAGGGCUGGUGGUACAUGUAACAAAGUUGUUCAAAUUUCCAAACAUAGGCAUGGCUCAAUACCUCGAAAAGAAAAGAAAGAAUUAAGCCUGAGCUUUUGAAGAGGGUAAUCACAAUGAAGAUGUGAUCAUGAAUCACAAGAAACUUAGGAAAGAGGAAAAAAAAGAAAAUUCUGUACUAAUACUUUUAAACUGAAAGAAUCUACCUUGUGUCUCACGAGUUUCUUGGUAGAGAUUGUGCAUUGUUAAAUGACAAUGAAAACUUUGUACCUUUAACACGAGUAUUAAAAAAAAUUAUUUGAGAGAACUAGAAUUUAAAUCUUAGUUGAAAUAAUCUUUCAAAUAUCUACCGGAAUUUGUUCA
Molecule: messenger RNA, 2357 nt
Organism: Vicia villosa (hairy vetch)
Lineage: Eukaryota; Viridiplantae; Streptophyta; Magnoliopsida; Fabales; Fabaceae
Product: ubiquitin carboxyl-terminal hydrolase 27-like
Exons: 9
Coding region: 202-1893 (563 amino acids)
Biological process (GO): protein deubiquitination
Cellular component (GO): nucleus; cytosol
Molecular function (GO): cysteine-type deubiquitinase activity; cysteine-type endopeptidase activity
Source: RefSeq, a predicted model, not a curated record